Messenger RNA from Mercurialis annua (annual mercury), 2984 nucleotides. Its product is annotated as subtilisin-like protease SBT3.9. The transcript is spliced from 11 exons. Gene Ontology annotation, biological process: proteolysis. The record is from RefSeq and is a predicted model, not a curated record. NCBI's taxonomy places the organism in Eukaryota, Viridiplantae, Streptophyta, Magnoliopsida, Malpighiales, Euphorbiaceae. Gene Ontology annotation, cellular component: nucleosome. Bases 151 to 2817 code for a protein of 888 amino acids. Gene Ontology annotation, molecular function: serine-type endopeptidase activity; structural constituent of chromatin; protein heterodimerization activity.
AAUAAAAGUGAAAUAUAAAAGUAAAAGAGCAAUUUCCUCUUAUUUAACCAUUAACCAGUAGUCUAUCUUUGCCGCAACAACUACCUAUAAAAUCUCAUGUUUACCAUAUAAACGCUAGAACCACAUUUUCACAAAGAUCAGGCAUACCAAAUGAAACUUUUUAUAAAUACCACCAAAUUAAAUUUGAUUGUGAUUUUAGCUCUCUUUUUACUUCCACAUUAUCUUCAAAUUUCUGAAAUUUGUGUUGAAGCAUCAAAGAAAGUGCAUAUUGUGUACAUGGGAGAUAACAAGUAUGAAGAUCCAGUAACUACUAAAAAGUUUCACCAUCAAAUGUUGUCAACCAUCUUAGGAAGCAAAGAAGCAGCAAAGAGUUCAAUUCUGUACAGCUAUAGGCAUGGCUUUUCUGGAUUUGCGGCAAGGCUGACCAAGCCUCAGGCAGUAAAAAUUGCAGAGUUUCCUGGUGUAAUCCAAGUAAUUCCAAAUAGCAUCCACAAGCUCCACACUACAAGAAGCUGGGAAUUUGUUGGGCUAAAUCACUAUUCCUCGAAGAAUUUGUUAUCACAAAGCAACAUGGGUGAAGGAACCAUCAUUGGUGUGAUAGAUUCAGGAAUUUGGCCGGAGUCUGAAAGCUUUAACGACAGAGGAAUGGGUCCUAUCCCGUCUCAUUGGAAAGGAAUAUGCCAGAAGGGAGAAUACUUUAAUACAUCCAACUGCAAUAGAAAAGUCAUCGGGGCUCGUUGGUUCAUAAAAGGAUUCAGAGAUGAGAUAAGAAAAGCUGUUAACACAAGUAAUACAGAGUUUUUAUCACCAAGGGAUGGAGGGGGACAUGGCACUCAUACAGCUUCAACAGCAGCAGGCAACUUUGUGGAAGAGGCGAGCUAUCACGGACUAGCUUCAGGUUUGGCCAGAGGAGGAGCACCUCGUGCUCACUUAGCAGUCUAUAAAGUUUGUUGGAGCAUUGAUGUUGGAGGAUGCACGGAUGCUGAUCUGCUAAAAGCAUUUGACAAAGCUGUAGCAGAUGGAGUCGAUAUACUAUCAGUCUCAAUUGGCAAUGACAUUCCACUGUUUUCUUAUGUUGAUAAGCGUGAUUCAAUAGCAAUCGGCUCCUUCCAUGCAACUGCAAGGGGGAUCCCUGUGAUCUGUUCGGCAGGAAAUGAUGGCCCAGCCUCGCAAACAAUUGUCAACACUGCACCCUGGCUCAUCACUGUUGCCGCCAGUACCAUCGACAGGGACUUUCCAACAGCUAUCACCCUUGGAAAUAACAGCACAUUAUGGGGAAAAUCUAUAGAUAUGGGUAAACAUUAUCAUGAUUUUCUUGGCCUUACAUACUCUGAACGCAUAGCUAUUGACCCUCGAGAUGAUUCAGCUAAGGACUGUCAACCUGGAAGUCUAAACACAACAUUAGCAGCAGGGAAAAUAAUCCUUUGUUUUUCAAAAUCAGAUAGACAGGAUAUAGUAUCUGCAUCGAACUCAGUGUUCCAAGCAGGAGGGGUUGCAGUCAUAUUUGCACAGUUUCACAAUGAUGGGCUUGACAACUGCAAAUUGAUUCCAUGUGUCAAAGUAGAUUAUGAAAUAGGGACACUGAUACUUUCUUACAUCAGAAAAGCAAGGUAUCCUAUUGCAAAGCUAAGUUUUCCCAAGACUGUUAUUGGUGAACAGGCAUCUCCACAAGUAGCAUCAUUCUCAUCCAGAGGACCAAGUUCAAUAUCCCCAUCAGUGCUAAAGCCUGACAUAGCUGCACCAGGAGUUGACAUCUUAGCAGCAUAUAGACCAGCUGCCAAGAAUGAACAUAGCAAGACAUAUUCAUUGUUAUCAGGAACAUCAAUGGCUUGUCCACAUGUAGCAGGAAUAGCGGCUCUCAUAAAGUCGGUGCAUCCAAAUUGGUCUCCUGCAGUCAUAAGAUCAGCACUUGUUACUACAGCUUCCCAAAUUGGAACAGAUGGAAGGAAGAUAUAUUCGGAAGGUCCCUCAGGGAAGCCAGCAGACGCAUUUGAUAUAGGUGGAGGACAUGUAGAUCCUGAGAAAGCAGCGAACCCAGGGCUUGUGUAUGAGAUUAGCAAAGAAGAGUACAUCCAAUUCCUGUGUUCCAUGGGAUACAGCAAAUCAUCAAUUGGAAGCAUAACCAAGGGCACCAUAAGCUGCAUCAAAAACAGCAACUCGAAACUGAACCUAAACCUCCCUUCUAUCAUAAUUCCGAACAUGAAAAGACAAAUAACAGUGACACGAAGAGUGACAAACGUUGGGGGUGUAAAUUCAGUGUAUAAAGCAAAAAUGCAGGCUCCCUUCGGAAUAAGAACGAUAAUAGAGCCAAAUGUUUUAAAUUUUAACUCAACAAGCACAACUCUCUCCUUCAAAGUUAAAUUCGUUUCAGGGGAGAAAAUGGGGGGUCGUUACAACUUUGGGAGCUUGACAUGGACUGACGGUCAUCAUUUCGUUCGGAUUCCAAUUGCAAUCUCACUAAUCACAGUUCAGUCGGAGUUGGAAAAAAGAAAAAGAGAAGAAGCAAUGUCAGGGAGAGGAAAGGGAGGGAAGGGACUGGGAAAGGGAGGAGCAAAGAGGCACAGGAAGGUGCUGAGAGAUAACAUUCAAGGCAUCACUAAACCUGCCAUACGCAGGCUGGCUCGUAGAGGAGGGGUCAAGCGUAUCAGCGGCCUCAUUUAUGAAGAGACCAGAGGCGUCCUCAAGAUCUUCCUAGAGAAUGUCAUUAGGGAUGCCGUUACUUACACGGAGCACGCUCGUAGGAAGACUGUUACUGCUAUGGAUGUUGUUUAUGCUCUCAAAAGACAGGGCCGCACUCUCUAUGGCUUCGGUGGUUGAUCAUUCUUUUUAACUUUGUAGCCUAUCGGAUCUUAUUUGUUUUUGGUAAGCCCUUGAUUUGGCUUUGAUUGUCAAAUCUUCUACAUGUAAUGGAUGCAUAUAGUAUCAAUUAAUCUGUCCCUCUCUUUCAUCUGCUAAUUACCAUAAUUUAUCUCUGGAUCUUCAAA